Molecule: messenger RNA, 1124 nt
Organism: Fimicolochytrium jonesii
Lineage: Eukaryota; Fungi; Chytridiomycota; Chytridiomycetes; Spizellomycetales; Powellomycetaceae
Exons: 1
Coding region: 317-1039 (240 amino acids)
Biological process (GO): protein monoubiquitination; DNA damage tolerance
Cellular component (GO): nucleus; Rad6-Rad18 complex
Molecular function (GO): single-stranded DNA binding; ubiquitin protein ligase activity
Source: RefSeq, a predicted model, not a curated record
UCUCAGGUCAGUCGGGUGUGUGUGGUUUUGCCAUUCCCCAAAGGAAUGCUCAGAAAAGGAGCUGUGGAAAAGCGUCGGCGGAGUUGUGUAUUGCCCUCGCGACGGACCCGCGUCUGCCGAAUGUGAGCGCUGAGUCCAUGGCGGCCGGUCGGUGUUCCUUGUGCGCUUGUCGUUUGUUGUGGACGGACGCAGAUGGACGCUGACCUUGACAACGGACUUCGACUUGCAGCAGGAGAACCGCUCCGAGGCUUCAGCACUCUCAUCACUCCAUAGAUAGAAUAGAUAUAGCAUAGAGCUCUUUUGGGGUUAGAAAAAGAUGGCUGGCUCAUCCGUUCCACGUCCGCACAUUCCCGUUCGGAAAGACUCCAACCAUUAUGCCUUGCAGGAGGACGAUGGAGCGCCACUACAUCGGAGCGGCAAGGGCAAAGCGCCUCUCCGAGAGGUAGCUCAUCCUCCACCGCUCUCCCAACCAUCAACUCCAAUAUCCCCUAGCCAUCCCGCUUCAGCACCAGCAAGUCGGACACACUCCCCCACGACCGCCAUCCCAGAUCGACCCACAGCAUUACCCCGCCCGAACCCCAUCCCACAACCCCCCGCCAUCGGUUCCCCGCCCCCACACCCCCCCGCCCAAAUCCGCCCACGCACCGCUUCCCGCAACGCCGCCGCCACCGCCGGCGUCUUCCAACAAGCCUACGCCUACCUCCACCCCUUCGACACCGACCCCUCCCCCUUCGGCACCUCCCUCAAAUGCCAGCUCUGUCUCGAGGUCUUCGCCACCCCCAUCCGAUUGCCCUGCUGUGAAUCCCUUGUCUGCUCCACUUGUGUGAGGAGGUGGCUGAAGACUAGCAGAUGUUGUCCGUGGUGUGGUGAGGUGAUUGAGGUGGCGGAGUUGAGGCCCGAGAGGGAGGUCAAGAAGGUUGUGGAUGAGUUGGAUUGUUACUGUGUGAAUAAGAGGCAGGGGUGUGAUUGGGUUGGGCCUAGGAAGUAUUUGCUUAUUCAUGUUGCUGAGGAGUGUCUUAUGACCCCGAGAGGUAUGUAACGAUAGCGAUCGAGUGUUGGCGGCCGAGCGUAAGCGAGGGCGACCAGAGCGGACACCCCCGCGAACGACAGCGAAGCGCGAGCAA